Sclerotinia trifoliorum is the source of this 1697-nucleotide messenger RNA. The record is from the annotation of a GenBank genome assembly. Lineage: Eukaryota; Fungi; Ascomycota; Leotiomycetes; Helotiales; Sclerotiniaceae.
UCAAAACAACAUAAACAAAUCGGGUUCACUCAGAAACAGAGGCAUUCUCAUCAGAACGUUCUUACUCCAUCAUUUACAAGAGAAAUUUGGAUUGUCAGUCAGUGCUCACGGGAAGAGAGCAAGAAGGAUUUUUAGAGUAGCCAGAAAUCACUUCUUCAAAGACUUUCUGUGCCUUUUCUCAAUUUUGCAGUGACAAAAGAAGUGAUCAAUCCAUUUGCAUUCCUUUCUCAAAGUCGAGUAUUUGCAACUAAAAUCCAUCUCAACUAUUUCCAUCGCAUACAUCAAUCAAUCCAUAGCCUGGAACAUUUAUCAUCUCUUCCAACAUGUCAAAACCACCUUCUAAGUCUGUGUUUGUGGGAAAUAUUCCUUAUGGUAACUUGUUACUCCUUCUUCCUGGCCUUCGUUAUUCUACUGUACCAAGCUAAUUUAUUUCACCUUAAAAGGCCUUACCGAGGAACAGAUAGUAGAUAUCUUCAGUAGUGCAGGAAACGUUAUUAAUUUUCGACUUGUCUAUGAUCGCGAAACAGGCAGACCAAAAGGCUUCGGUUUCGCAGAAUAUCCCGAUUCAGGUAUGUGCAGUACACUGCAUAUUCAUUUUGCGACUUUGCGCAUCCAUGGUUACAUUGCUAAUAGCUCUGCGCGCCGCGUUUAGAUUCUGCGGCUUCUGCAGUAAGGAAUUUGAAUGACUACGAAAUCAUGAACCGAAAAUUGCGCGUUGAUUUCUCGAACGAUGGUGGUGAAGAGGAAAAUGUGUGUUGGGCUUUUCUUCUACCAAAAUCCGGUCUCUUAAGGACAGCAAUUUGCUAAUUUGUAUUUAACAGUCUGCACCAACCUAUCAACCUCCACCUCUAAACACAAAUGGUCUCCCGGUCCCACCUCCAUCCCUCCCAAUCACCCAACCCUCAAACACAUCCUCACUACCGCCUCUGCCAAUAGGUGUUGAGCUUCCUCAAGGCCUCAACUGCCCGGACGCCAUAUCUCGCACCCUCAACACCCUUCCCCCAUCCCAACUUCUUGAUGUCCUCUCCCAAAUGAAAACCCUCGCCUCGACCGACCCCCAAAAAGCCACUGAACUCCUGCACCAGGCCCCUCAACUCUCCUACGCCAUCUUCCAAGCGCUUCUCCUCAUGGGUCUCGUUCAACCCGAAGCGCUCUCCUCCGUUAUCGAGUCAUCUAUCGCAGCGCCAUCAUCAGCUCCUCCUGGCUCAAACAUUCCUCCACCAGUUGCGUCAACUCCCCAAUACGGAGGAUCGGCAUACCCUCCUGGAUACCCACCACCUCCUCCACAUAUGUCAGGUCAAAUGGGCAUGCCAAUAAUGGGUACACCUCCAGUCCAAGGUUAUGCGCCACCUCCACAACAAAGACAAGCUCCACCGCCACCAGCCCAGAUCCCUGAGCCUGAUACAAAUGCCCUGAUGGCGCAAGUUAUGGCGAUGCCACAGGAAUUAAUCGAUAGUUUGCCGCCUGCUGAUAGAGCACAGUUGAUGGCGUUGAGGGAGCAGUAUCGUGGAUAGGUCUAUGAUAUAGGUAGAAGGAAAGCAGUUCAGUUAGGGACGCAAUUUUCGCGUGAUUUUUACGUUAUGUGUAUUCUGGUUUAGACGUCAGGCGUUGAUAGGUAGUUGGGGAAUGGAACCAAUUAAGUAUCACGCGCUGGACGAAAUAAAUUCAACAUUAAAAUAUACUUCUUUAAAAUUCCA